Salpingoeca rosetta is the source of this 1401-nucleotide messenger RNA. RefSeq names its product STE/STE7 protein kinase. The record is from RefSeq and is a predicted model, not a curated record. The transcript has 11 exons. Gene Ontology annotation, molecular function: ATP binding; MAP kinase kinase activity. Bases 1 to 1401 code for a protein of 466 amino acids. Gene Ontology annotation, biological process: MAPK cascade; protein phosphorylation. Lineage: Eukaryota; Choanoflagellata; Craspedida; Salpingoecidae.
AUGGGGGAUCAACAUGACAAGUUCAAGGCGCAGGGCAUCACCAUGAAGCAGGGCACAAGACCCAAGCGCAGGCUCAAGCUGGGUGCCGUGGCCCGUGGCACGAAACCAAACCACCUCCCCAUCGACGAUCCGGUGUUUGAACUCAUUGAUAAGGAGCGGCACAAGCUUGGUUGGAUCAUGAUGCAAGGAAAACAGCCGUUGCGGUGCGAGGUUCGGAAGCUGAAGCUCAACGAUAAGGCGUGCAUCGGCAAGGGCCAAUUUGGAUACGUGUUUCGUGCGACUGUGCCAAACACGACCACACACGUCGCGGUGAAGCAGGUGCCCGACACAUCUGACAGUCACCGGCGACGAUCCCUCAUGGCGGAUCUCCAGACCAGUCGCCUCAUCCAGCACCCAAACUUUGUCAAGUUCUUCGGCUUCGACUACUGGGAGGCGUCACUUUACAUCUUCCUCGAGCUCAUGGAUGCAGACUGGGAGCGCAUCUACACCACCGUUGCUGCUACACAUGAGACGAUACCAGAGCCCGUGCUUCGCUCUGUCGCCACCGCCAUCGGCUCAGCGCUCGUUCAUCUCGAGACGGAAAAAAUCCUGCACCGAGACAUCAAGCCGAGCAACAUGCUGCUUGGGUUUGACGGGUCGAUCAAGCUGUGUGACUUCAGCAUCAGCCGUCAGGUGCCUGAGGGUGCGGCUGAUUCAUACGUCGGAUGCGGGCCAUACAUGAGUCCGGAACGCAUGUCCAGCCAGCGCUACGACCUCUCCAGCGAGCUCUGGUCAACCGGCAUCUCGUUGCUUGAGCUCGCGAAUCUGCGCCAUCCGCUCGCUGAGGAGCAGAAAUCCAUUGAGCGGCUGCUUGGCGCCGUGGGGGCAUGCGACUUUGAUAAGCGCGUGCGUUCUGGAUUUUCGGACCAGCUGUCCGAUCUCAUUCACAAAUGUCUGGAGAAGGAGUGUGAACAUCGCAUUGAUGUUGCAGGAUUCAACCGACACCCGUUCCUGCGCGGCGAAACCGCAGACGCGUCGCAGUGGUGGCGCGAGUUCAAAGACCGACACGCCAACCCUGAUCGUGGUGAUGGUGGCGGGCUGGCGGAGCUUGGUGACGCUUUGGGUAAGAGCACAGAUACAGUUGUGGGUGAUGCUGACGAUGGUGACGAUGGUGAUGAUGAUGAUGGUGGUGAUGGUGAUGGUGAUGGUGGUGGCACCUCCCACAAGACUUUUGUAUCCACGCAACAACGGCGACAGCCCGGUGCGAGGCAGCCACCGCCGUCGCUCACGGCCCCUGAUGAUGCGGCAACACCACGACCACCGACACCGGCACACGAGGACCUGACACCCGCGCACUCUGAGAUGUACACCGGUUCCGACCUCCUCACACCAACGCCGUCAAGCAGCGACCCAGCAAGCUAG